AUGUUUGCUUUGAUAGGUCACCCAUUACCCCUGUAUACUCCCUAUCGACCAACAACUCCAACGUUAACAUCUGAGAUUCGCGCAGCCUCAUCAAGCACAACGGAUCAUGCUCCGAGUUUGACAAACAAAACAAAUACAAACCGGGAAAUUCCCUUGGAGAAAGAAUCAAUCCAAGUGUCAGUUCCAACCCCAGAUGUGACUCUAAAAGCAGAAGAGUGUGGUCUGCACCACCAGUCAUCAUCGAUGGUGAAAAAUAUUAAGAAGUUGGUUACCGGUGACACGAGUUCAUCUGGCAGUGGGAGCAGUAAAGUUUCACUUGCUUUUGCCGGUAAACAAUUCACUAUUGGCGGAAAGCAAUCUGCUCCCGGAGAAAAAUCUCCCAGCUCCACUUCCAGCACCAGCACCAUUUCGAGUUUGGUAAUUGGAAGGCGACGACCAUUGAGUAGCCGAUUGUCCCCGAGUAGCAGACCAGAUUCCAUGUCAGCUACUGAUAGUGCGAAAGUGAAAGACCCUAUUGAUUUAGAUGACUACACCUACAUUGACACAGAUCCUUCAGUUAUUCAAGUGGAUAUCCUUGGGCGCAGUGUGGUUGCUGCCCCAGGUGGGAAAAAAUUCCGACCACCACUGUGGUGGACACGAGAGCGUUGCUGGAUGCAUCGACAACUAUCCGUGAUGCAAGGCACCAGCUGUGUGGUAACCAAUUUGACCACUGACGCCAACGCACAGCCGGACACCAGUCACGCGCUUGACAUAAACAGUCUUGAAUUUCCCAGUGAACGCUUAUUGAGCAAACUGACGCCUGAGUUUCGUACGGUCGCUGAGGAAAUCCACUGCUCCGCUACUGUCGAUUUAGUCGGCAAGACUUACUCGGGAAGUUGCGAGCUGAUACCCUCAGGAGAGCACAAUUAUGAUUUCCAAUUCACUCUUCCGCGCUCGUGUCCGUGUUCCUUUUCUGCUGCCCGCGGCAGUGUGGAAUAUCGCAUUAGUGCAGUCAUGCAACAUUCGGACGGGCUACGUCAACAGGUCGCUCAUGGAUUCCGAGUGAUUCGGGAUCUGAUUAUUGAUCGGAACGCUGACAUUCCAAGUACGUAUGCCUGUCCACCUAUCAGUCGAAAUUUCGUGAGUAGCUUUGACCUUUUCACUUCAAAUGAGGACAUGAGCCCACUCAUCAAUUUGGUAAAACAGCGUGCUGGCUGUGAUCCGGUCAACGAACCGAAUAAAAAAUGGGAUUCCUCCGAGCGGAACGUCCAUCGGCCACGGCAAAGCCUGUGGACCGUCGAAUCUAAUUUGAAACGACCGCAUUUGCAUAACUGGAUUUUUUGCGGGAAGAGACCGGUGCGUGCUUCAUCUUUGUCAUCAUUGUGUUGUAACCGUCCCGGGGUUGAUCAAAAAUAUCACACCUCUAUUGAGGCCAGACGUUUGAGUAAACCAGGUGAAACAACAAAACUUAUAUGUGAUGAUGAAGCCAUUCACUUCACACUGAAACCAACCACCUGGAAGCAAUAUGUUCAUCAGUGGUUCACGCGUCCCAGAUCGUCCACCUCAAAAAACAACAUGAUCAGAAAGCUUGUUCGAAUAAGUCGAUGCACAGACAACACUUAUUUAUUGCCAUCCUCAUGGAUUUCUCGCUCUUACACGUCAAGCUACGGAUCCCAUCCAAGUGCUGCACUCGGUUCGCAAACGGGUUAUGCCGUUUCGUGUCGNUUCGCCCUUAUCCUAGCUCCGUCCACGGAUUUGGUUAGUCCGGAUAAUUUCCAGUGGUGUGCCUUAUUCAGUGGCCCUUGUUCCAGACGUUCUAAACGAAUGUGGAGCCCUUUGGCACGAGCUUUUGUGUCCUAUUUUCUGGAGGACUGUUUUCAUAAACGAACUGACGGGAUCGAGCGAUACACCUCGCGUGCCUGGUGGCGAAGUAUUGUUAAACAACCAUAUCGAAUAUUUCUUGUCUUGCGACAGGUAGCUGGUUCCAGUGGUUGUACCCAUACCGUGCCUCCUGAUCUGAGUGAGCACAGAGGUUGA
Echinostoma caproni is the source of this 2016-nucleotide messenger RNA. NCBI's taxonomy places the organism in Eukaryota, Metazoa, Platyhelminthes, Trematoda, Plagiorchiida, Echinostomatidae. The record is from the annotation of a GenBank genome assembly.